CUCUCUCUCUGUGAUAAAUAACAGAAUUGAAUUUAUUAAAAACUUAUAUUUAUUGUACAAUGGUACAACAGUAUCUUCUCUAAUCAGUUUCGGAAAUCGUGAAGUAUUUUUACAAAGACGUCAGUUUAAAGAAUUGACUCAGUUAAUUGUAGAUCUUGUAUUGUAAACAAUAAUGUUGACAAAAAUGUUGUUUUCACUGUUUGUAUUGUUGCUUAUUUGUAAAGAAGGAAUAGUUGUUGAAAUUGAUCCGUCUAAAACAAUCAUCUGGGGUCCUGGAUUAAAACCAGAUAAAAUAACAAUGCGAGCACGAUAUAUUUUCUUUCAACUGGUUGACUCAAACGGAAAAAAUUUAACAGAAUCACAGGGAAAAGACAUAGUUUCUGCCCACAUACAAGGCCAAACAUUAUCUGGACAUACAUGUCAUAUAGGAACACAAAUUUUAGAUUGCAAGGAUGGAAGUUUCAUUGUGAGAUAUAGAUUAGAUCAUACUUGUUUCAAUUUAAAAUUAAAAUUUAAAGUGAAACAUGUCCUUAUUCUAUCGAUGGAAUUCAAAGGACCUGUCUAUGAAGAAGAAUGUUAUUGCCCACAUCCUUCUAUUAACAAAUGGAUAAAAAAUAUGGAGUGUUCCACGAAUUAUACGCAAAUGUCUAACGAUCUAUUACCUUUUACUAAUGUAGAUUUUAAUAAAAUACGCCAAAACAUUAUAAAAGAAUAUGAUCAACCAGGAAGUGUCAGUCUUUGUCAUUAUGUAGUUAAAACCAAUAAAAUUUUUAGACACUGUUAUGGCAAACACGUGGGCUUUAAAAUAUUCAUGGAUUCAAUUUUAUUAUCUCUUACUCGAAAAGUUAUCUUGCCAGAUAUAGAACUUUUUGUGAAUUUGGGGGAUUGGCCACUUGUGCCCCAAAAUGGUAAGAACUACCCAAUUUUUUCUUGGUGUGGUUCCAUAGAUACGAAGGAUAUUGUUAUGCCUACUUAUGAUAUUACUGAAUCAUCUCUAGAAGCAAUGGGAAGGGUAAUGUUAGAUGUACUAUCUGUACAAGGUAACAUAGACACACCAUGGAAGAAAAAGAAAGAGAAACUAUUUUGGCGUGGCCGUGAUUCUCGUCAAGAACGACUAGAUCUAAUUGAUAUUUCAAGAAAACAUCCUGAUUUGUUUAAUGCUUCAAUUACUAAUUUCUUUUUCUUUAAAGAUCAGAUAGACAAGUAUGGCCCUGGACAGAAGCAUAUAUCAUUAUUUAAUUUUUUUGAGUAUAAAUACCAGCUAAAUAUUGACGGUAGUGUUGCUGCAUACAGAUUUCCGUAUUUGCUUGCCGGAGAUUCCUUGGUACUUAAACAGAAAUCAAAAUACUAUGAAUUCUUUUAUAAUGAUCUUAUACCUGGUAAACACUAUGUGCCUGUAGAAAGUGACUUAUCAAAUCUCGUUAAAAAAAUUACGUGGGCUAAGGAGCAUGAUAAAGAUGCGCUAGAAAUAGCUAAAACUGCUAGACAAUUUGCAAGAGACAAUUUGCUACCUCGUGAUGUAUUAUGUUACCACGUAGUAUUAUUUAAUGAAUGGAAUAAACGCUUAAAGAGCGAAGUUAAGAUACUGAAUAAUAUGGAAGAAGUGCUGCAACCUAAACACUCCUGUAAAUGUUACGAUGGAAAAAUGAAAGAGGAACUCUAGUUACAUGUUUUUUUUUUAACAUCUUGGUAAAGGAUUUCUUUUUUGUAGCUUUUGUAUAAAAAAUAUUAUAUAUCAAUUUAAAUUUUGCA
Molecule: messenger RNA, 1752 nt
Organism: Megalopta genalis
Lineage: Eukaryota; Metazoa; Arthropoda; Insecta; Hymenoptera; Halictidae
Product: protein O-glucosyltransferase 2
Cellular component (GO): endomembrane system
Molecular function (GO): glucosyltransferase activity
Source: RefSeq, a predicted model, not a curated record